GUGUGCUCUGAGACUUGAUGGUGGAAGCUUGCGCCGCUACACCUCUGUGCUUUACUGCGUUACUAAUAUCUUGUGAUGUGUGUUAUAGUGCUUUUGGUAGAGAUGAGAGUGGAGUGUGUAACCAGAAGAAUUUAAUAUUGUGAUUGUGCACUAGAGGCUUACAUGUGUGGUGGGGAAAGGGGGUCGUGCGCGCCCUCCCUCUCCCAAAAUCGUGGCCAUGUUGUGCGAGUGGCGGAAGUGUGGGCAGGCCAGUCAAGCCUUGUGUCUUCCCUCUACCUCCCUCCCCUCCACUCACUCCUACCUAGAAAGGCUCUCGCACGCCCCGGUGAGCCAGAUGUGGCGUGGAGCACUAGGCCUAGGGCGGUGGUGGUAUGGCAUGGGGCGGGCGGUGGGAGAGCUACGCAGGCCCACCACACCAUCAUCAUCACCACCCACCACCACCACGCUGGCCCGCCCAUCACCUCAGCUCUACCACGUUGCUGGGGUGCUUAAGUUCUCCCCGUAUACUGGCGCUGUAUAUUACUAGUGUGGUGAUGAACAUCUCACUACACCAUAACACUACCAAUAAUGCAGGCAAAUGGUGGCGCGAAGUAUACAGGAAACACUUCGAGCCGUGGUGACCAUACCUGAAGACGUACACUCUGUCCUGGAGAUAAUGACAUCACUCUCCUCUAAUGAUGAGGCUGCAGUGCGGACAGAGCUGAUGGAGCAGGUGCCUCAAAUUGCAGUCCUGUGCCAUGAGUACCCAGACAAUUUAGGGGGUGUUGUGGCAAAUAAUUUGGUUCCUAUGGUUGUCAAGUAUCUUACUGACCCAAACAAUCAGGUUCGGAAAACAUCUCAGGCAGCACUCUUAGUGUUGCUAGAACAGGAAUUAGUUAGCCGAGAAGAUGUGCAUGAUCAAGUGUGUCCUGUCAUACUUCGUCUCACUAGCACAGAUGCUAUGGAUGACUUCAAAACGGAAGCAGUAGCGCUCAUGUCCAAGAUGGCACCACUGAUUGGGAGAGAGAUGACGGAACGACUUUUCUUGGAGAGGUUCACCUGCCUUUGCUCAGAUGCGCUCUUUCAAGUGCGCAAAGUUUGCGCGUCCAACUUUGGUGACUUCUGUAGUGUAGUUGGUACUCAUCCUACAGAAGAUAUACUGGUAUCUCGGUUUAUGAACCUAUGUGAGGACGGUGUAUGGGGUGUAAGAAAGGCUUGUGCUGAGGUCUUCAUGGGUGUGUCCUGCGCUUGCUCACUACCUACUAGAAAAAAUAUGCUCUCACCUGUCUUCGUAUCUUUACUAACUGACCAGAGCAGAUGGGUGCGGGUAGCAGCUUUCCAAAAUUUAGGUCCUUUUAUCAGUACUUUUGCUGAUGCAAGUGUUACGGGUCUCCACUACAACGAAGAUGGUGUCCUUGUCAUCGGUGCCCCACAGGACCCUGCCACCUAUAACCAAGAGUUGAAUGCUGAUACAGUAGUAAUAGCAGAUAGAGGAGACAGUAACAGUGAAGAUGACCAGCUUGAACAAGAAAACACAGCAGCACAUGUUCACAUCUCACAUAGUGAAAAACAAGAAAGUUAUCAAAAUGAAGAGGCAGGUGUAUGUGAUGAAGGUGGAGGGAAAUUUCAAGUAAGCAAAUUGGAGGCAGAACCAAUGGAAGUGGAGGAAUCUUUCAAUAUGAGUGAUAGUAAAGUUCCUCUAGUUAAUGUAAAUAAAGACCAAAGUGCCGAGGAGAAAAGGGCAGAAGUUUACUUGUCAUGCAGUGUUCAUCCUAAGCCACCAGAGAGUCAGGUCAAGCCUGUAGUCAGUACCUCACAACCAUCAGCAGUGACUUCUCAACACACUAGUGAUUCACAUAUUGUUACUAAUGAGCCAGAUAAAAGUGUACAUAGCCCAGUAAGUGCCACACCUCCAAACACACUUCCUAGCCCCAUGAAUGGUGUUCAGUCACAGAGUAAUUCAUUGACUGUAUCAGGCACUGAGGGUCACCUCCAUGUUCACUUGGACAAUAAUCCUGCUUUUAACACUUUCAACUACUGGCGAACACCUAUCAUGCCAGUUGAACUACCUAUUCCAAAAAUUGAGGUUGACAUUGACAUAAUGGGGCAAACAACAAAUGUGUGUGUUAAAGCAAAAGUUCAGGAAAAUAAUGGCACUUACCAGUCUCAGGUGAAUCUAACUAUGGCUACAAACUCCACAAAUCCAAAUAUCACUCUUGCAUCUGGUGCUCAUGACAAGCAGAGAGCAGCUAAGGAGCCUGUCAGCACCAUUGAGGCUGAGUUAGAUGCAUUGGCAGCUUCUCUGGAGGGAGUGUCUACAUUUGAAAGAAGUACAUAUAAUAGUACAAAUAAGGAGAGUGAGAGUAAAGAUGUAGUGAAGGUGAGUAGUCGACAGCCUCAACAAGCCACAUAUGCCCAAGUGUGUGCUGCAUCAGUUACGUCAGUUCAACAAAAAAAUGAACCUCAACCAUCUAUAUUAGCUUCACGUCUCACUCAAGCUCAGGUCAGUAUGUCUGGUGGCACAGUGACAGAGAUCAAGAAACGAGAGAUGGAUGUGGUGUCCCCAAGUGACUGUAGUAUGAGCAUACCAAGUACGAGGCCAAGUCUGCCUUCACAACCAUCAUUGCCUUCACAGCCACCACUGCUCUCUCAAAGAAUUAUGGAUCCAUUUACCGUGAUGCUUCCUGGAAGUAGUGACCAUAUGUCUUCUAUGUCUGAACAUUCUUCUGGCUCAACAGAAUUCAUUAAUCUUAACCAGGAUAUUGUUCCCAAGACUUUGUUGGAGCACUACAUCAGCAUGACAGACCCAAUGAGAGCUGAAACAGUUGACAAUGAAUUAACAAGACAUUGUGCUUAUUCACUGCCAGCUGUUGCAUUAACUCUUGGUAGACAAAACUGGUCUGUUUUAAAGGACACUUAUGAAACUUUAGCAGGAGAUGUGCAUUGGAAAGUACGAAGAACCUUAGCCUUCAGUAUACAUGAGCUUGCAGUGAUUCUGGGAGAAGAAAUAGCCCAGAGUGACCUUGUACCUGUAUUCAAUGGAUUUAUCAAGGAUCUUGAUGAAGUUCGCAUUGGUGUGCUGAAACAUCUUGCUCAUUUUCUUCGUCUUCUUCGACCACAAAAUAGGAGAGAUUACCUGCCACGCAUGGAUGAAUUCUUGCGUACUGACAACGAAAACAACUGGCGUUUUAGACUGGAGUUAGCAAUGCAGCUGGCCGAUAUCAUUGAUCUUUUUUCACCUCAAGAUUGCCAGACGUUCAUUGCACCAAUAGCAUUAGCCCUUAUGGCUGAUAAAGUGGUGCAUAUUAGACACACCUGUUAUACUGUAAUGUGUCAGCUUGUGAGGCAGCUAGGCUCAGAGGGUAACCCAAAGUAUGUAGAAACUCUCAGCAAACAGCUGAGAGAGAAGUUUGCUCAUGCUACUACAUGGUCACACCGUCAGUCAUACGCUUUUUUAUGUGGUCAACUUGUUGCCGAGCGAUCAUUGUCUCUCCAAGACUGGUGCCGCCUAUUCCUUCCUGGUCUGCUCACUUUAGCUACUGACAGAGUGCCCAAUGUUCGCAUUGCUGUAGCCAAGAUGCUAAAUACUCAUGUUGCAUGUUUAGAAUACUGCCAGAAUCCUGAAAAUGAAGUAUCACAGAAAGUGCAAGAAGCUCUAGAGUUGUUGCGACAUGACAAAGACAGAGAUGUGGGACACUUUGCUUGCUGCCCAGUGAACACAGAAUUCAUGUUGGAUCCCCAUGACCCAACAUUAUAAUAGUGGUUAUAUUAGCCAUCUAUACUUCCAUAUAGCAUACCUUUGCUUAACUUUGCAAAUUUUGAAGAGUCCUGAAUUUUCAGAGUUGAUUGCAGCAAAUGCAGUUGCAUGUGUUCUCAGAUUGAAGUGGGUGAUUUCAGGACAGGUUUUGUAUUCAUUUCAGAUAGAAAAUGAGCCUUAUAAGCAAAUGAGCAUAUGGUUUCAAAGUGACAAGCAAUUUCACAUUGAAAAUUGCUUAUCUUUGAAUCUUUUCUCAUUUUUUUUAUUGUUAAUUUUUUUUAGGAAAUAUUUAUAACACAUUUUAGUCACCCCCUACUAGUUGGUGCAUAAAUAUUGCCACCAUAGUGACUUUAUCGGGGCAUCAUAGGCUGUGCAAUAUGGUGGUGACUUCUUAACAUCACAUCUUGCACACUUAUUCCAAUAUGUCCAUUUAUCAUUUUAUCACCAAAUUGGCAGGGUUAAUCAUUUAAUGAAGCUGAAGUAAUACAUAUGUACUAUAUAUUUGGAAAUAUCUAUUAGUGCAGUGCUUAUAUUCCAUUGAGUUAUAUUUGACAGCUGUGGGUGGUAAAUUUUUUUUUUACCCAUUUUACCAUCUUUUCAACCUAGAAAUGCCCACAUUUUAAUCCAUCCAAGUUUUUAUAGGUAAUUUGAAGUUCAAAUUCCUUAACAUCAUUUUAGAGCCAAAUUUAAAUAUUUUGUUUUAUGAAAAUUACACGGGUUUGUAUGUAAUAGUCAGAGUAGGGAAGUACAAAUAUGUGGAUAUAACUGAUAUUUGGAAUGGUGAAUACCAUACAUGUUUGAUCUGUGUAACAUGCUUUUCUGCACCUUGAGAAUGACCCUUAGGCUCUGACUGCAUAAUGAUCAUCUUAUAUAAUUAAUGCCUUGUUAUUGGUAACGUUUCAGUUUGUAUUUUAUAAAGUUCCUGUGAUAAUUGUGUUCCAAAGAAAUGAGGAUUUACCAAAUUUAUUGCAAAUUUUGGAAGAGUUUAUGAUACUAAUAACACCUCUUAUCCCCACUCUCUUAAAUUUUGCUUUAACCAAUCUUUACAUUUAUGAGUUUGUGAAACCAAAUUUUGAUUGUCUUAGAGAGCUUGAGCAUGCAAAGGAUAUUUUAAGUUCAUGUGAUCUGUUCCAAAUGUUGCUAUACCAGCUUUGCUUUCAAGGAAUAGUUUGAAACCAGACUCGCUACAAUGAAUACCGGGCUGUCUGCUCAGGUGGCCCAUAAGCAUAAUCUGGUUUAAAGAUCUGCUUAUAAAUUAACUUUUUUUUUUUUUUUUUAAAGCAAAUAACCUUUAAAUCAUUAGCAGUUGUAUUCCAUUUAUAUAAAUGAGAGUUGCCUUGGUUCAGUGAAGAUGUGAAGGUUAGUUACCAAGUAAAUCAUUUUAAUGCUGAUGUAUUUUUGUCUUGAAUGACAUCAUGAGUGUGGGAUAUUCCAAUAUAAUUGUCUUCACUUAUUAGAAUAUUUUCUUGUUCAUUUAUGCUAAAUACUGCUUGCUAUCCUUGUUUUUAUAAUUUCUUAAAUUUGCAUAUUCUGAUACUACCCUAUUCAUUAUGUAAUCACUAAGAAUACCCACUUCCAAAAAAAUAUAAGAAAAAAUGCUUAAAACACCCAGUGAUGAUCUCAGAGUGAGCAUUUGUGAUAGUUUAAAAUUUUAAUGCCCUUCUGAGCUCUGAUGUGGCACUAAUAUCACUUAUUUUGAACCCCUUUGGAUCUUUUGUAUUUCUCUCUACCUACUUUUGAUCAUUAUUUAAGAAAGCCAUAUAUUUUUGUGUAUUAUCAUCCUUGAUACAAAUUAAUUGUGCCAUUAUCAUUGUUUAAGUUCACUGACAAACUCGACAGGGGGUUCAGCAUUGGGAAUAUACCUUCACUUAUUCUUCUUUUAACUUCAUUGUAAAUGUCAUAUUGUACAGGUAUGAAAUAAAAUUAUAAAGAAU
Cherax quadricarinatus is the source of this 5670-nucleotide messenger RNA. RefSeq names its product Protein phosphatase PP2A regulatory subunit A. Gene Ontology annotation, biological process: protein dephosphorylation. Gene Ontology annotation, molecular function: protein phosphatase regulator activity. The record is from RefSeq and is a predicted model, not a curated record. NCBI's taxonomy places the organism in Eukaryota, Metazoa, Arthropoda, Malacostraca, Decapoda, Parastacidae.